CAGAGGGGAAGCCCCUGCAAAGGGAAAUUUCCCUUUCUCCCCACAACUUCCCCUCCUCCUUACCAUCUAGAGCUGAAGAAGCACCUUCAUUGCCUUGAAAGAGGCACCAGCUGUUCUGAAUUAAUCUGAACGCAUGGGCCUAUGUCAGUCCUCCAACACCCUGAGGGUGUGCUAGGAACAGGGACAGGACCCUGUUCUGGGUAAGUCCACCAGGCACACAGCAUGGGACAUACACAUUAAUCAGUACGUUUCACCUGAGAGCUGCCAGGCAACCAGACAAGGCACAGCUGUGUGCCUGAGGGCUGCCUCGACCACACACUCUGCCACCCCAGCCCCAGCUUUCAGAGGACCCACAGCAAACCUCUACAACUCCCUGUAAGCACCUAUGUUAUCCUAAGCAGUUUACCCUAUUGCUCCAGCCCUCACAGCAACUCUACAAAGCGGGCAUUGUGAUGUACCGGUACCUUCUACAGAUCCAUACACGGAGGCUCCCAGGACGGAAAAGGACAAGAGGAGGAGUUCAGACUCAGAUGUGAUUGCAAACCUGUGUCCUCUGAGUUCCUUGAGGUGUGCUCUGGGCACUUUCUCUGGGAAAAUCCCAAGGAAAAGCGUAGUAGUUGUACAGGUCCGGAGCCUGCCUCGAAACCACAGAGGGCAAGUACUUGGUGGAAAAGUCCAGCAUGUGAUUCACCCUCCUCCCGCACUCUGUCACCGAGGCCAACUCCCCUCUGAGGCUCUCGGUUUCCAGCCUGGGAGUUGGUGCUCCAUCCUCUGUUCCGGGUGAGAGGGGGCUGGCCUCUGCCCGUAUGUCCCCAUCGCCUCAUCCCUGGGAAGAAGCUGGUACCAGGAGCGGGCAAGGUCCUGUCUCUCUGGGUAUUCCCGUAGUGGCUUCCCUGGGCUCUCCUGGGGACCUGAGGCAUGGAGCUGAGCUGACCACAGGAGCCGGGAUCGGGGCUGAGACCCUGGCCAGGCUUCCGCCCACAUGCCUGCCUCCUACAAACAGUUAAUUUUGGACUUGCAGUCUUUUGAACAUUUCCUCGACGGGCAGCACUCAGCCCAGUGUGGCCGUGGGUUCUUUGCUGCUGGAGGGCACUGAGGAGACAUAAAGCACAGAGAGGAGGUGCAAUUUGCCUAAGGUCACACAGCAAGUUAGAGACUCAGCUCCACCACUUCCUGCUUUGGCUGUGCCUGUCUCAACACCCAGCCCCACUCCCAGCUCGGCGGCCUCUGGAUCCAUUACGGGGCCAUGGAUGGGAAAGCGACUGUCCACGAGGACGUGCCUCCUGUGCUCACCUGGGUCCCCGAGGAGGGAGAGAAGCUGGACCAGGAAGGCGAGGGCCAGGUGAAGGAUCGGGGCCAAUGGACCAACAAGAUGGAGUUUGUGCUGUCAGUGGCCGGGGAGAUCAUUGGGCUGGGCAAUGUCUGGAGGUUUCCUUAUCUCUGCUACAAAAACGGAGGUGGAGCCUUCUUCAUCCCCUAUUUCAUCUUCUUCUUCACUUGUGGCAUCCCGCUGUUCUUCUUGGAGGUGGCAUUGGGCCAGUACACCAGCCAAGGGAGCGUCACAGCCUGGAGGAAGAUCUGUCCCCUUCUCCAAGGCAUUGGUUUGGCAUCUGUGGUCAUUGAGUCCUAUUUGAAUGUCUACUACAUCAUCAUUCUCGCCUGGGCCCUCUUCUAUCUGUUCAGCUCCUUCACCUCUGAGCUGCCCUGGACAACCUGUACCAAUACCUGGAACACAGAGCACUGCAUGGACUUUCUGAACCACUCAGGAGCCAACACAGUGACAACCUCUGAGAACUUCACCUCACCUGUCAUAGAAUUUUGGGAGAGACGUGUUCUGGGCAUCACUGCAGGCAUCCACGACCUGGGAGCCCUGCGUUGGGAACUGGCCCUGUGUCUCCUGCUUGCCUGGAUCAUCUGCUACUUCUGCAUCUGGAAGGGGGUCAAGAUCACAGGCAAGGUUGUUUAUUUCACAGCCACGUUUCCCUACCUGAUGCUGAUCAUCCUAUUGAUUCGAGGCGUCACGCUUCCUGGAGCCUACGAGGGCAUCAUCUACUACCUGAAGCCGGAUUUGUCUCGCCUGAAGGACCCCCAGGUGUGGAUGGAUGCAGGCACCCAGAUCUUCUUCUCCUUUGCCAUCUGUCAGGGGUGCCUGACAGCCCUGGGCAGCUACAACAAAUACCACAACAACUGCUACAGGGACUGCAUUGCCCUCUGCUUCCUGAACAGUGCCACCAGCUUUGUGGCUGGAUUUGUGGUCUUCUCCAUCCUGGGCUUCAUGUCCCAAGAGCAGGCGGUGCCCAUCUCUGAAGUGGCGGAGUCCGGUCCUGGUCUGGCCUUCAUCGCAUUCCCUAAGGCUGUGACUAUGAUGCCCUUAUCCCAGUUGUGGUCCUGCCUUUUCUUCAUCAUGCUCAUCUUCCUAGGGCUGGACAGCCAGUUUGUCUGUGUGGAGUGCCUGGUGACAGCCUCCGUGGACAUGUUCCCCAGGCAGCUCCGGAGGAGCGGGCGGCGAGAGCUCCUCAUCCUUGGCAUUUCCAUCCUGUGCUACCUGAUAGGGCUCCUCCUGGUCACCGAGGGCGGGAUGUAUGUCUUCCAGUUGUUUGAUUAUUAUGCUUCCAGUGGCAUAUGCCUGCUUUUCCUCGCAAUGUCGGAAGUAAUCUGCAUCAGCUGGGUGUAUGGGGCAGACCGUUUCUAUGACAACAUUGAGGACAUGAUUGGCUACCGGCCAUGGCCCCUGGUAAAGAUCUCCUGGCUCAUCCUGACCCCUGGACUUUGCCUGGCCACGUUCUUCUUCUCCUUGAGCAAGUACACACCUCUCAAAUACAACAACAUCUAUGUGUACCCUCCCUGGGGAUACUCCAUUGGCUGGUUCCUGGCUCUCUCCUCCAUGGUCUGCGUCCCACUCUUCAUCAUCAUUACCCUCCUGAAGACCCAGGGUACCUUCAAGAAGCGCUUGCGACAGCUCAUCACCCCUGACCCCAGCCUGCCACAGCCCAAGCAACACCUGUAUCUGGAUGGUGGCAGCAGCCAGAACUGUGGACCCUCCCCAGUGAAGGAGGGACUGAUAGUUGGAGAGAAAGAGACCCACUUAUAGGAUGUGGCUGAAGGCCAGGGGGCUCCUGAGCCAGGAACCUGGGUCAGGGCCACCCUCUCCCCCCAGUGGACAGCCUUUGCCUCUGUCCCCACCACAACCCUAUUGAGAAUGCUUGCGAUGUCUGGGGCACCCCCAGCGAAGGCAAGAUUCCCUCUCUCUUCUCCCAGCGGAAGCAGCUCCUCCUGGUGGGCUAAAGACGGUCCUGCUGGAACACACCACGCUGUGAAGCAGCUCCCUGCUGGAACCCACUGUCUUAUUUAUAAAGGAGGGUGGUCUUUUUGGCGUUCACCAUCUGAUCACAGCGCAUUACACUGUGAGGAUCUCCCACUGCAGGGAUGCUUCCUGUUAGAGUUUACCAUAUUUGUGCACUGGAAGACAGUGCCAAUUGGAAUACACAUCAUGAUCUGAUUCAGAGAACUCGACGGAACUCUGUGCUGGAAGUGGCAUUGAACACACCAUAUUGGAUUCUGACAUCCCAUUAGAGGGGAUCCCUCACUAGGUGUAGCAUUCUGGAGUCUGGGGGAGGGGACUGAGAAUCAGCCAGGAGGCAGAUCUUCACAGGCUAUCAUUGCAUCGACUUUUCCAGGAGCCAGUCUCUGCCAGUGUUCCUAGUGCCAGUGCUAGUUCUAUACUCUUCUUCAAAUAUUAUCAUCAACUCAUGGAGCGUUCGAAUGGAAGGGACUUACAGAUGAUGCCUGGACUAUGUCCUAUGUCCAAGACAGACAUUGCUAGUGGAUCACCAAUUCUUUCCCACCUCAUAGUCCUUCCAAAUAUAGUGCUCCAGGCAGCUUCACUUGCCAUCCUGCUUUUGUCCACAUCCCUGACUUCAUGAAUGAGGACCAAUGAGACAAAGUGGCUUUUUCAAAUUCACACAGUUCCUCAGCACCAAAGAUAUGACUAGAACCUGAUCCUCUGUUUCUUGACCAGUGUGUCCCCCAAGUCCCCCUUCUGCCUUAAUAACAAAGCAUAUGUGAA
Messenger RNA from Pipistrellus kuhlii (Kuhl's pipistrelle), 4066 nucleotides. RefSeq names its product solute carrier family 6 member 12 (gene SLC6A12). The record is from RefSeq and is a predicted model, not a curated record. The coding region runs from base 1247 to 3091 and encodes 614 amino acids. Gene Ontology annotation, cellular component: plasma membrane. NCBI's taxonomy places the organism in Eukaryota, Metazoa, Chordata, Mammalia, Chiroptera, Vespertilionidae. Gene Ontology annotation, molecular function: gamma-aminobutyric acid:sodium:chloride symporter activity. The transcript is spliced from 18 exons. Gene Ontology annotation, biological process: sodium ion transmembrane transport; neurotransmitter transport.